Messenger RNA from Vicia villosa (hairy vetch), 1032 nucleotides. Its product is annotated as myb-related protein 305-like. Gene Ontology annotation, molecular function: DNA-binding transcription factor activity; sequence-specific DNA binding. Lineage: Eukaryota; Viridiplantae; Streptophyta; Magnoliopsida; Fabales; Fabaceae. The record is from RefSeq and is a predicted model, not a curated record. Bases 70 to 855 code for a protein of 261 amino acids. Gene Ontology annotation, biological process: regulation of DNA-templated transcription. Gene Ontology annotation, cellular component: nucleus. The transcript is spliced from 3 exons.
UCAAACAGAACAGAAUUUAGCAAACAAUUUUUAUCUAAGAGCCAAAUUAGAAUAUUAGUUUCUAUUAAUAUGUAUUCAGGAGUAAUGGAAAGAAACACAGAAUGGAGUGUUAUAGAAGAAGAUAGAUGGAGGAAAGGACCUUGGACUUCUGAGGAAGACAAAUUGCUCAUUGAGUAUGUCAAACUGCACGGUGAAGGCAGAUGGAACUCUGUUGCUAGGCUUACAGGAUUGAGAAGAAAUGGGAAAAGUUGUAGGUUAAGAUGGGUCAACUAUUUGAGGCCAGACCUUAAGAAGGGCCAGAUAACACAACAAGAAGAAAGCAUAAUCCUAGAGCUUCAUGCUAGAUGGGGAAAUAGAUGGUCAACAAUUGCAAGAAGCUUGCCGGGAAGAACAGACAACGAAAUAAAGAACUAUUGGAGAACACAUUUCAAGAAAAAGACUAAAAAACCGUUCGAUGCUGCUGAAAAGGCAAAAAAUCGCUCUUUCAAAAGGCAGCAACAACAGUUGAAACUGCAACAGCACCAAAUUCAGCAGCAGCAACAAUUUCAAUACAAUAUGGACAUGAAAGGGAUUAUAGACUUGUUGCUUGAUGAAAAUGACUACUAUAGUGUGCCUUCUACUUCUCAAGAGAGUCAAGAAAUGGUUACCAUGUAUGGAGAAACACCAGAACAACAAGGUUACUCUUACUCUAUGGUCAAUGGUAGUGGUAAUGUUUAUGCUCAAGAGUCUUCAAAUGAAGAAAUUUUGUGGGAUGGACUUUGGAACAUGGAUGAUGUUCUUGGAAGUUCAAUGCAACCUAUGAUGCUACAAGCAAAACCAGCCAAUGUGCACAAUUUAGUUACUCCCUUUUGUUAACUUUUUUUUGUUUAGCUUUUAGUUAUGUUAAGAAUAGUACUAAAAAGCUUGGUGUUAAGACAAAUUUUGAUGCAUAAGUUGUGGACUGAGAACUCAAUGUAGCCAAUGAUUUUGCUUUUUUCCAUAAUAACAAGAGUCCACAACUUUACUUCUUCAUAAUCUUAAAGAGAUAAUUGA